AUGCGUGGCUUACUUCUCGCCUCUCUUGUCGGCCAGGCCGCCUUCUGCGUUGCCCUUCCUUCUGAAGCCGCUCACAGCCCUCGCGCGGCCGGUGCCCAAGCCUAUGCGUCCAACUCGGCCGGCAACUACAAGCUCUCCUCCAUUGCCGCUCCUGUCCAAGGCAAUGGAAGCCCUGGCCCGUCUACCUGGAACCUGUCCAUCGACGACACGAGCUCUGGCUACAAGCAGAAGAUCACCGGCUUUGGUGCCGCCGUGACCGAUGCCACCGUCACUUCCUUCAACGAGCUCUCUUCCAGCACUCUCAAUGAGCUGCUCAACGAGCUCAUGACCUCGGCCGGUGCCAACUUCGCCCUCAUGCGACACACCAUCGGUGCGUCCGAUUUGUCUGGCGACCCGGCUUACACGUACGAUGACAAUGGAGGCAACGCCGACCCCAACCUCACCGGCUUCAACCUCGGUGACCGUGGCACUGCCAUGGCGACCAUGUUGGCCAAGAUGAAGGGCCUCAACUCCAACCUCAAGAUCUUUGGUUCGCCCUGGAGCGCUCCCGGCUGGAUGAAGCUGAACAACGCCAUCGACGGCAACACCAACAACAACAACCUCAAUGAUGGCUACCUGACCAACAACGGCCCUCAGUACUCCAGCGCUUUCGCCCAGUACUUUGUCAAGUACAUCCAGGCCUUCCAGUCGCACGGCGCCACCAUUGACGCCAUUACUCUGCAGAACGAGCCCCUGAACAGCCAGGCGGGCUAUCCCACCAUGUACAUGUUCUCGUACGAGCAGGGUGACCUCAUCCAGAACUACGUCGGCCCUGCCCUGAAGAGUGCAGGCCUCGGGACCAAGAUCUGGGCUUACGACCACAACACUGACCAGGCUGUCUACCCUGAGCAGGUCCUGGGCAUUGCCGCCGACUACGUCUCGGCCGUCGCGUGGCACUGCUAUGCCACCAACCUGGACUGGACCGUCCUGACCAACUUCAAGAACCAGUUCCCCAACGUGGAGCAGUACAUGACCGAGUGCUGGACCCCGUCCACCGGCGCCUGGAACCAGGCCGCCAGCUUCACCAUGGGCCCUCUGCAGAACUGGGCCUCUGGUGUCGCCGCGUGGACUCUCGGAACGACUGCUCAGGACGGGCCUCACCUGUCCAGCGGUGGAUGCGGCACCUGCACGGGCCUCGUCACCAUCAACAACGGCCAGUACACAUUCCAGACUGCCUACUACAUGAUGGCCCAGUUCAGCAAGUUCAUGCCCGUGGGGGCUACUGUCCUGAGCGGCACCGGCAGCUACACGUACUCCUCUGGCGGUGGUGUCCAGUCUGUUGCCUCGCUGAACCCUGACGGAACCCGCACGGUCGUCAUUGAGAACACGUUUAGCAACGACAUCUACAUUCACCUCACUACCCAGAGCGGCCAGGAGUGGAGUGGCAACGUCCCCUCUGAGUCUGUGACUACUUGGGUUCUCCCUGCUGUUUAA
This is a messenger RNA of Trichoderma reesei QM6a, 1473 nucleotides long. RefSeq names its product glycoside hydrolase family 30. Gene Ontology annotation, biological process: glucosylceramide catabolic process. The record is from RefSeq and is a predicted model, not a curated record. NCBI's taxonomy places the organism in Eukaryota, Fungi, Ascomycota, Sordariomycetes, Hypocreales, Hypocreaceae. The transcript is spliced from 2 exons. Gene Ontology annotation, molecular function: glucosylceramidase activity. The coding region runs from base 1 to 1473 and encodes 490 amino acids.